Messenger RNA from Cucurbita pepo subsp. pepo (vegetable marrow), 1238 nucleotides. NCBI's taxonomy places the organism in Eukaryota, Viridiplantae, Streptophyta, Magnoliopsida, Cucurbitales, Cucurbitaceae. The record is from RefSeq and is a predicted model, not a curated record.
AUUUGUCAAUCGACAUGAAAGGGAAUUUUCUCGGGAAAAUUUUCCUUCCCAGAAUUUUCUCUCCGUUAUCCUCUGGCUUCUUACUGGAAGGAAAUGUUCUCUGUCUACUUCGGCAGUUGACGGAUUCCUUCAAGUCUAUUCCUCGCUUUCUGGAUUCUUCAGGUUUGACGUCUAAAAGGAUCGAAAUUCGUAUGCUGAUUAUUUGACGUUGAUAAUGAUGCUCAAAUGCUUGGCAGAUUUGGUAUGGUGCCAAUUUUGUGUAAUUCGGCCGUGAGUUCUUGAGAUUUAGCGAUGAACUUGGAAUUUCUUCAUAAUAUUCCCUGGUUUUGUGCGCAAAGAAGCAAUGAUUUGCGUCCAAUUCUUAAGCCCUCAAGCGCCAUGGUGGAGCAAGGGCAUCGAAAUACUCGUUUUGAUAUCAGGAAAUGGGGAUUUUCCCUUCUUUCACUGCUUCGUUGGGAAAAUAAUGGCAAUGGGAAAGCAAUUAUUAAUGGAAACUUGAAAAGGCAAGUGAAACGUGAUAGAGCCAUUGAGAACCAAGGUGGAGAAUCCCCUUUACGGUUCAAACCCUAUGUGUGUAAAGUUCCAUGGCAUACGGGUGUAAGAGCCUUUCUUUCUCAGCUGCUUCCACGUUAUGGACAUUACUGUGGUCCAAAUUGGUCUAGCGGUAAAGACAACGGGUCUCUCAUUUGGGAUAAACGACCAAUUGAUUGGCUGGAUUUCUGUUGUUAUUGCCAUGAUAUUGGUUAUGACACUCACAAUCAAGCCGAGUUGUUAAAGGCUGAUAUGGCGUUUCUCGAGUGCUUAGAAAGGCCUAAUAUGGUUACGAAGGGCGAUGUUCGUACCGCUACUCUUUACCGAACCGUGUGUGUCACAGGUCUGAAGAACGGUCUAAUUCCUUAUAGAAGGCAACUUAUUCAGCUUUCAGUUUGGAUGGCUUAGCAAUAGGAAAUGGUUUAGUUGGAACUCGCAUAGAGAUGAACAAAAGCACCCCAAAAUUGUGACAGAUACUCAGUAGGUGCUAUACGAGCCAUUUCUCUUCAUCGUCGUGUUUUACCCGAGCAUCCAUCUUCUAUAUAUGUAUACAAAACUCCACUGGGGCUUAUUGUGUAGCACAUGUAUGUACAUAGGAAUCCUUGUGUAUAGACUAAUGGCAAAGGCUUCUAUAAAUCCUUGCUACCUAAACAAGAAUCUUCUAGUGAAAUGAAAAAUGAGAAUCACGGUAUUAUCUUGUUUGAAUA